AUGCCUGAGUUGAGUUGUGAGGCAUGCCAAGCCACGUGGACUGCUGGAGUGGGUGAUCUAAAUCUGAGUGACUACUGGCCUGCAACCCUUCACUUUGCCACUAUUUAUGCCACAGAUGUCUUCUUCUCAUUUGAAGAAAUGAAGAUGGCUGCACCAGGACUGUCCUGCCAAGCAUUUUUGAGAAUGCUCGAUCAGCGAACUGUCCGCUUUGGUCGUUGUGGCAAGAUCUCCAAAGACAGUUUUCAAAAAAGUUUUUUUGAGUGGGAGGCUGUGCGAUACGAGGUGGACAAAAUCUGUAAGGAAGAGCCCUUCAUCUGUCCUGCGUGCAGCCCAGACAUGCUGGCAGUUUCAGUCGAUGGAAACCGCAAGCAUUACCGUUUCAAGAAUGCAGCUAGAUCUGAAGAAAAGGCCAUCUUUGAAGACGUCUUUAUAGCUAAGGAUGAAGAUGUGACAAGAUUUGUGGACUACAUUCACAAGACAUCCAAACAUGUAAAAAAAAAAAAAAAAAAAAAAAGUGUUUGUGGAGGGGAGUGGUCAGCAGCCAGAGAGACCUCCCAGGGAUCUGCCAGCAAGGUAGACGAGGAGGGAUUGGAGGUUGCGGUUUUUCGGCACGGAGUGCUUCUCUGUGCUUUAAAUAUGGCGCACAGACAUGCUGACUCUCAUGGCCAUGCGCUGGAAUCAGCAAAAGAUCUACACUUUGGCCAUCACACUGACCCGCCGAUAUCAGAAGACCACAAAAGCUCUGUAAAACCAUUGCUAAACCUAGAGUCUUUAAAAGUUGAACUGGCAGUGACAGAGAGCCAGUUGGAAGACUGGCUCAACGAAGUAAAGGAGUGGGCAGAUACAGCAGCAACAACAACCACAAAUGAUGCUGAUGCCUUGGCCAGCAGAAUUGAGGUACUUGUGGCGAGUAUCAAGAGACGUUCUCAGCGUCUCUAUAAAGAUACAGAUGGCAACAAAGGUCGUGCCAGGAUCCGCCGCAAAAUCAGGGAGGAGAAGGGGACCCUGACAUCAAUUGUUGAGAAAUACAACAGAAUGGUUCCAAACACAGAAACUCUGUGCUUGGAAACCAUUUUGUCUGGUGAGACAGCUUGGCCAUGGCAGCUACCACACAGUGACUCUGUUAAUUUUAGGACAAAGAGAAAGGCAUUCGACAUCAUGAUGUCAUUAAGGAGACUUCAGGAGGAGCAGAAGAUUCUUGUUGCAGAGAUGAACAACCAUUGGAGAUAUCUUUCAACUCGUGCUGAUGCCCUCAGAGAACUGUCCUGCUGCUUUGCCAAGGAGACAAUAAAAAAUUCGCAAUGUGGCCUAACUGAAGAGGGUUUGAAAGGUCUGCAGUGCAUCAUCCACAGAAAGCAGCGUAAAAUCAGAGAUAUGAGGGUGCAAGCAAGAGACUGUUACCUGCAAGUUUUGACUGGAGCAGAGAACACCAACUUCUUUAACCAACUGUCAGCUGAUGACUACAACAGUGACUUCGACAUUUCUGAUGACGAACUGUAAUCCAGAAGACAAUGUUUUUUUUUUUGUUUUUUUUUGAUGGUGACCUUGACCUUAACCCUGAAUCUAAAGCAUGUAAUAAAAUCUGCUGUUGAUCACCUUAUAAAUAUACCCAAAGUGUACUGUCUGUUUUUUUCCACGUUACAUAGAAAUUAUUUUAUGCAUGCCUCCACAACCAGUCAGUGGUGAAAAUGAAGUGCAUUAUUGUAAGGCUAAGUACAGUACUGUACUAAAUUAUAGAUUUGAGGUACUUUCUCAUCAUGCCACUGUGUAGUUGGGCUAGGCUAUAGUUCACAGAAACUUUAUUUUGUUAUAAAUAAAACUACUCUUUUUGUGCUUACAAUGUAAGUACAGCCCAACUUAGAAACCAAACAUUCAGUUGAGUAAUGGAGAAAAUAAUUAGCAGACCAACCUUUAUUAAAAAUAUAAUUUGAUAAUGUUGUCUACAACGGGUUUUUAAUCUUUUAGGUGUUGCGGAGCUCCAAAUAUGAUCAUCAUUGUUUG
This is a messenger RNA of Carassius auratus (goldfish), 2001 nucleotides long. RefSeq lists its product as uncharacterized. Lineage: Eukaryota; Metazoa; Chordata; Actinopteri; Cypriniformes; Cyprinidae. The coding region runs from base 1 to 1500 and encodes 499 amino acids. The transcript has 9 exons. The record is from RefSeq and is a predicted model, not a curated record.